This is a messenger RNA of Medicago truncatula (barrel medic), 3430 nucleotides long. Its product is annotated as LRR receptor-like serine/threonine-protein kinase FLS2. The transcript has a single exon. The record is from RefSeq and is a predicted model, not a curated record. NCBI's taxonomy places the organism in Eukaryota, Viridiplantae, Streptophyta, Magnoliopsida, Fabales, Fabaceae. Gene Ontology annotation, molecular function: protein binding. Bases 22 to 3264 code for a protein of 1080 amino acids.
GCACGGAAAUAGAACAUCAACAUGACUCGUUCCAAAUAUAAAAAUGAACAAAUGAAAGGACAUAAUAAAAUGAGAUGCCUAUUUAAGUUGUGUUGGUUGUGUCACGGUUGUGUUGUGCCCACCCGACUUGCAGCUCUGCUUCAGUCUCUUCCCUUAAAUAUGGAUAGAAACCAAAGUUUUGCUUUUUCAGUUGUUUCACUUUUGAGUACAUAUUUCAUGUUACUAUGUUCCUGUGGCCAUUCAUCAUUUGGUUGCAUGGAACAAGAGAGGAAAGCUCUUCUUGAAAUCAAAGGAAGCUUUAAUGAUCCAUUAUUUAGACUUUCCUCUUGGAAAGGAAAUGACUGUUGUAAAUGGAAAGGUAUAAGUUGCAGCAACAUCACAGGACAUGUUGUAAAAAUUGACCUUAGGAAUCCAUGUUACCCACAAAAAGGAGAACAAUUUGAUUCAAACUGUCCCUACUCAAAAUCUAAGCUUGAAGCUCAGUAUAUCCAUCCUGCUCAUUCACAGUUCAAGUAUCUUAGUUAUUUGGACCUUAGUGGAAACAAUUUCAAUUCAAGUCCAAUACCAAAGUUUAUCCAUUCUAUGAAUCAGUUACAAUUUCUUUCUCUCUAUGACUCCCAUUUGAGUGGUAAGAUCCCAAAUAACCUUGGAAACCUCACAAAAUUGUCCUUUCUUGAUCUCAGUUUCAAUACUUAUUUACACUCUGAUGAUGUCAGUUGGGUUUCAAAACUUUCAUUGCUCCAAAACCUUUACCUGAGUGAUGUUUUUCUUGGGAGGGCACAAAAUUUGUUCUUCGUACUUAACAUGAUUCCUUCUUUGUUAGAAUUAGACUUGAUGAACUGCAGCAUAACCAAGAUGCACAGUAGUGAUCAUAAACUAGUUAGUUACACAAACUUUUCUAGUAUUAAGACACUCAAUCUUGCAGAUAAUGGACUUGAUGGUCCAGAUCUGAAUGUUUUUAGAAACAUGACUUCCGUUAAAGUUAUUGUCCUUUCUAACAAUAGUCUUAGUUCAGUUCCAUUUUGGUUGAGUAAUUGUGCCAAACUUCAACAUCUUUAUCUUCGAAGAAAUGCUCUUAAUGGCUCACUUCCAUUAGCUCUUCGAAAUUUGACUUCUUUGGAAUUGCUUAACCUUUCUCAAAACAAAAUUGAAUCUGUUCCACAGUGGUUAGGAGGGUUAAAGAGCCUUUUGUAUCUCAAUCUGUCAUGGAAUCAUGUAAACCAUAUUGAGGGUUCUUUACCAAUUGUUUUAGGAAAUAUGUGUCAUCUUCUGUCAAUAGAUUUGUCUGGAAACGGACUUCAAGGAGACGCACUUGUUGGCAACUUAAAUUCUACGAGAUGCAAUGGAUUUGAUUUGCUGGAACUGGAUUUGACCAACAACAAAUUCAAUGAUCAGCUGCCAACAUGGUUGGGGCAGCUUGAAAAUCUGGUAAUCCUUAAAAUUCAUUCAAGUUUUUUCCAUGGGCCUAUUCCAAAUUUUUUGGGAAAAUUGUCAAACUUGAAAUAUUUAAUCCUUGCUAACAAUCACUUGAAUGGAACUAUUCCAAACUCCCUAGGAAAACUGGGAAAUCUAAUCCAGUUGGACCUAUCAAAUAACCACUUGUUUGGGGGUCUUCCUUGUAGUAUGACCGAACUUGUCAAUCUAAAUUAUUUGGUUCUGAACAACAAUAAUUUGACAGGUUCUCUUCCUGAUUGUAUUGGACAAUUUGUCAAUCUAAAAACCUUCAUUAUUUCUUCUAAUAAUUUUGAUGGUGUUAUUCCUAGGAGUAUUGGGAAACUAGUUAUUCUAAAAACCCUUGAUGUCUCAGAGAACUUUCUGAAUGGUACAAUCCCACAAAAUGUUGGUCAACUUUCAAAUUUACAUACCCUUUAUAUUUGUAAAAACAAUUUGCAAGGGAAAUUUCCUCAUAGUUUCGGUCAACUUCUGAACCUUCGCAAUUUAGACUUGUCUCUAAACAAUUUGGAAGGCACGUUUUCUGAAAUAAAAUUUCCCAGGUCACUAGUCUAUGUGAACCUCACCAAUAACCAUAUCACUGGGUCACUUCCCCAAAAUAUUGCUCAUAGAUUUCCCAAUCUUACUCAUUUGCUUCUUGGAAACAACCUCAUAAAUGAUUCAAUUCCAACUUCAGUGUGCAAAAUAAACUCUUUGUAUCAUCUUGACCUUUCAGGAAACAAAUUAGUUGGCAACAUUCCUGAUUGUUGGAAUUCAACUCAAAGAUUGAAUGAGAUAAACUUAUCAUCUAACAAAUUAUCUGGAGUUAUUCCGAGCUCAUUUGGUCACCUUUCCACUUUGGUAUGGUUGCAUUUGAAUAAUAACAGUAUUCAUGGGGAGUUUCCAUCAUUCUUGUGGAAUUUAAAGCAUCUGUUAAUAUUAGAUAUUGGAGAGAAUCAAAUGUCAGGGACUAUACCUUCGUGGAUAGGUGACAUUUUCUCCUUGGUGCAAAUUCUCAGGUUAAGACAAAACAAGUUCCAAGGUAACAUUCCAACACAUCUUUGCAAACUUUCAGCUUUGCAAAUCUUGGACCUGUCUAACAACAUGUUGAUGGGGUCAAUCCCUCCCUGCAUUGGGAAUCUAACAGCAAUGAUUCAAGGAAGUAAACCAUCCGUUUACUUAGCUCCUGGUGAGCCGAAGUAUAUUGAAUGGUAUGAACAAGAUGUCAGCCAGGUCAUUAAAGGAAGAGAAGAUCACUAUACAAGAAAUCUGAAAUUUGUGGCCAAUUUGGAUUUAUCAAACAACAAUUUGAGUGGACCUAUUCCGAAAGAAAUAACUCUUCUUACUGCUUUACGAGGCCUAAAUCUGUCACAUAAUCAUCUGUCAGGGGAAAUUCCUACAACCAUAGGGGACAUGAAGUCACUUGAAUCUUUGGAUUUCUCUCAUGAUCAACUUUCAAGCUCAAUUCCAAACACCAUGUCUAGUUUAACUUUUCUAACUCACCUAGACUUGUCCUACAACAAUCUUUCAGGACCAGUUCCACAAGGAAACCAAUUUUUUACACUUAAUAUUUAUCCAUCAAUAUAUGCUGGAAACAAGUUUCUUUGUGGUGCACCAUUGCCGAAUCAUUGUGAUGCUGAUGAUAGAGAUGAAAGUGGAGAUGAUGAUGAUGAUGGUAAACAAAAUAGGAGUGAGAAGUUGUGGUUUUACUUUGUUGUAGCACUUGGAUUUGCCAGUGGCUUUUGGCUUGUUGUUGGAGUGUUGUUGCUGAAGAAGAGUUGGAGGCAUGCUUACUUUAAAUUCAUUGGUUUUAAAGAAAAUGUAACAAAAUAGGUUAAAGAAAAUAUGUACGGGAAGCCCUGUUGAUUUGUGAAACAUGAUUGUCUUUAUCUUGGUUUUUGGAUUGCUCCUGUGAAUAUUUCAACUGAAAAUGUAUGUAUAUGGUGUAUUUUUAUUGUGUAAUAGUUACUUUACUUCUAUGUGAAAUGUAGUUUUAAAA